UACGGACCACGAAUGUUUUUUACAUAGUCAUUUGAAAAGCACUAAUCCAAAAAAAUAGAAAUUCAUUCAACACUUUCUGAGUUCCUCCCUCCACCCGGGGAGCUAUGCCUAGGCUAUAGGCUAUGGACCUACUUUUCGACGCGACUGGAAUUCGGAAGUUUGUACCGGUACUAAUUUGCAUGUUGCUAGAUUGCAUGCCCGUAAACCUUUUGUGUGCGUUCCUCUAGCAUAACGUCAAAGACUGUAUUUUUGACUCGGGAAUUGCUUCAGCCUAAUACCAUUCAAGUGUGAGAAUGACCUGUAAAUUCGUCAGAUAUUUCUUCAAUUGAACAUUUGUGUUACAGUUGUACUUGAACGUCAUCCAAACAUUGCAGGCGUCGGUGACCUUGAACUGGCCGUAGUGUAGGAAUGGGACAAUGUUUCGAUUGCCUAGCUCAUCAAGGCAAGAUACCACCACAGUAUAGGAAUACAAAUAGAAGAAAAUCAGUUGCUUCUGAAACGUAUGACCCAGAAGCUGACGAUGAUGAAGAUGACUCGAAGCCAGUACAGAUAAUUCAUCCAAAGUCUGAUGAACAAAGAAAAAGAUUAAGUGAUGCUGUUCGAAGCAUUCUUCUCUUUAGAGCAUUAGAUUCUGAACAAAUCAGUGAAGUGUUAGAUGCUAUGUUUGAAGUAAAGGUACAACCUGGUCAUCAUGUAAUAGAUCAAGGUGAUGAUGGAGAUAACUUCUAUGUAAUAGACAGUGGAAGGUAUGAUAUAUUUGUGAACUGUGACGGGAAGGAUAAGAAAAUGGGUGCCUACGAUGGCCACGGCAGUUUUGGCGAGCUCGCCCUGAUGUACAACCUACCCAGGUCAGCCACCAUUGUGGCCACAUCACCCGGCACGCUGUGGGCCAUGGAUCGUGGAACAUUUCGAAGAAUAGUUUUGAAAAAUGCUUUCAUGAAGAGAAAGUUGUAUGAAAGUUUAUUAGAAAAUGUGCCAAUGCUCAAGGCUUUAACUGUGUAUGAGAGAAUGAAUGUUGCUGAUGCUCUUGUAUCCAGAGAGUAUCAAGAUGGUCAACAGAUCAUUAAAGAGGGUGAUGCUGCUGAUUGUAUGUUCUUUGUGGAAGAAGGCGAAGCAAGAGUUGGGGUCAUGGAUAAGGAUGAUGAUGGUGGUUCUGAGGUGAAGAAGGUACAAGAGUAUGAUAAAACCAGAGAAGUUGAAUUGAAGAGGUACAGCAAGGGAGAUUACUUUGGAGAAUUGGCCUUAGUGACACACAAUCCAAGAGCAGCAUCCGUCUAUUCAGUUGGAAGAACUAAAUGUGCAGUUCUCGACGUGGGUGCGUUUGAGCGACUGCUUGGUCCGUGUAUGGACAUCAUGAAGCGGAACAUCAACGAGUACGAGGAACAGCUGGAGUCUGUGUUCAACAGGUCCGAGUUGAGUGGCAAGAAGAGAUGAGAGCCAUCGUCCAUUCUUCCAUCCACUCCGUCAUUCUGUUCCAUCGGUGUGUCACUUGUUGGAACCCGGCUGCAUCGCAAUACCUCAACUGUGUGAAAUUACUCAGACCUCGUCGACAAAAUCAACACAGUAGCACCAGCACGUAAACUCAUAACACAGGCGUUCUUCCAAGUAUUGGGGAAGUCGAAAAUGUUUACAUGUGUGUGGAUUUUCUGUGGUAUCUUCUUCGCUAAAUGGCCAUUACAAUAAAAAAAAAAUUAAGUUAGUGAAUAUCAACAUUGGUAAACGCUCUGGGAAAGAAAUGCUUUAAGUUCAUGAUAGUGUUUAACAAGACUAAUGGUUCCAAGAAAUUGUUCUCUUUUUGUUUGUUGUUGUUGUUCUUUGUUGGGGUUAUAAACUAUUUUUAUAUUUAUACAUUUUUUGUAGUAGAACAAAUGAAAGGUCCAUGUGUUUAUGCUAUUGUGUUACUGCUUAACCAAGCCAUCGCUGGCAACUAAUGACCCAAACCGAAUUGUUCACGUCUCCGUUUUCAUGAUUGGCAUAAUAUCAGCUUCACUGCUUUUUAUCACCUGUUAUCAUCAUAGUAGUAGUUGUACAAAUAUGCUUUGAAAUUCUUUAAAGAUCAUAUUUCAUGACUUUACAAUUUAGAAUUAGCUGGCUUAUUGUAUAGCCUGAAUUAGCACUAUUUUAUUAUAUAGCCUAAAGUAGCUAUCUUAUUAUAUAGCAUAAAUUAGUCAUGUUAUUGUUUAUCCUGAAUUAGCUAUCUCACUGUAGCUUAAAUUAGUCAUCUUAUUACAUUGCCUGAAGUACGUAUCGUAUUGUGUAUCCUGAACAAAUUGGAAACAUGGGAGACCAGUAUUAAAACUUCAAAAUGUGUAAAUAUAGUGUUACUUUAUACAUUUGUUUUUAGAAACAUCAGGUUCUAGCUGAUUAUUUGUAGUGUAGGAUUUUUGUUAUUGAUAGGAAUGUAGGUCAGGUCAUAUUGUGAUGGACUGUAAUUGGUUUCAGUUUCUACGUAGUAUCUAGUCAUUGCCAAACUAGAUCCACACUCUGAAUCAUAUCAAUAGGUGCACAAAUUGUCAUUCCAUUUUUACACAAAAUGAAUAACAAAUCAUGAAGAUAGUAUUUACAGUAUGGAGUAUCAUGAACGACAAAAAAACAUGGGUUUUAAAUUGUUUUAUGAUGUGUCCAAAAAAAAGCAGAGUAUUGUCUUUUGAUCAUUAUAAAAGAUUUGUCAUGUUGUAAAGUAUACUUUAAAUUAAAUGGAUUCUGGUUACUCUGAAGUUUAUUUGUCUGAGAAUUUAGUGUGUUCACUAUUGUUGAUCCUGCAUGCAUGUAGGUUUAUAUCCAAAACAAUUCCACAUCCUACCAUAUUUGUGCAGAAGAGUAUCUCUUCAUUUGUAGGUGGAUCAAAGUUCAAGAUAAUAGUGUGCACCAGUUUUACUUCAUGUUUGCACUGCUAAAGUGAUGGUACUUGAUAUUGUAGACACUAGACUCCCAUUGUGUGUAGGUUGCAUCUGAAGGUCAUAUGAAUACGGUAAUAAUGUUUCAUUUUUAAUGUAUUUUGUAUAACAAAUUUCAUUUUGUGUACUUGAUUCUUAAAACUUUGUGCAUGUACUAACCAUGGCUGAAAAGAACAUUUCAGGUGUUUUUUUAAAUAUAUAUAUAUAUUUGUUGAAUACGGGUGGAAACCCACUAUUGUGAGCUGAAUUAAAAACUAAGCUGUGAGACCAAACAAAUUUGUAUAUGUGUUGGUAACAUUUUACCAUUGCUACCUUUCCUCCUGUUGUUUCUGUGUUUACUGGGGUAACGAGUAUUUGUAUUCCACUUUUGUACAGUCAUUCAUGAAGUUGCUCAAAGUGUUACUCUUUUUUUUUCAUGCUGCUGAUUUUCAUGAAGUUUCCAGUAUUAAAAUUUUACUUUUGAACAAUCUGGUCAACUGUUGCUGAAUCUCAUUAAUUGUAUUACUUCAGGGUUAGCUCGAGUGUCCUGUUUAUAUGUGCCAGUUGUGCGAGAGCAUAGUUAACUGCAGUGUCUUCUAGCUCUACUCGUUUAUAUGGCAAAAUAGGGCUGGCCUACAGAGACAUCCUUAUACAGUGAAAUCCCUCUAAACUGGACACUCUCAGGAGCAGGCAAAAGUCAAGUUGUACGGGGUAUCCGCUUUAGAAAGGUAAGGUCUGUGUUAAUUUUUAAAAGAGGGACUAAAAAAACGUUCAGUUAAAAGGUGUUUGCGUUUUAGAGAGGUUAAGUUCUGUGCUAAUUUUUAAAAAGGGACCAUGAAAAACAUCCGCUUUUGAAGGAAUUUCAUUUUUAGAGGGUCCGGUUUAGAGAGAGUAAUUGAAAACUGUCUGUCGAAAUAUUCACUAGUUUGAGCCAUCACCAAUUACAGAUUCUUAAAUCUGAUGCCACAGACUUUUGGUUUGAUUGUUACAAGAGAAGAACUAUCUUAUACCGGUAGUUCGUGGGUUUCAAACAGGGAUGUUUUUUGGUUUGAUAGUGACAAGAGAAGAACUAUCCUAAACUAGUAGUUCGUGGGUUUCAAACAGGGAUGUUUUUUGGUUUGAUAGUGACAAGAGAAGAACUAUCCUAAACUAGUAGUUCGUGGGUUUCAAACGGAUGUUUUUUGGUUUGAUAGUGACAAGAGAAGAACUAUCCUAAACUAGUAGUUCGUGGGUUUCAAACAGGGAUGUUUUUUGGUUUGAUAGUGACAAGAGAAGAACUAUCCUAAACUAGUAGUUCGUGGGUUUCAAACAGGGAUGUUUUUUGGUUUGAUAGUGACAAGAGAAGAACUAUCCUAAACUAGUAGUUUGUGGGUUUCAAACAGGGAUGUUUUUUGGUUUGAUAGUGACAAGAGAAGAACUAUCCUAAACUAGUAGUUUGUGGGUUUCAAACAGGGAUGUUUUUUGGUUUGAUAGUGACAAGAGAAGAACUAUCCUAAACUAGUAGUUUGUGGGUUUCAAACAGGGAUGUUUUUUGGUUUGAUAGUGACAAGAGAAGAACUAUCCUAAACUAGUAGUUCGUGGGUUUCAAACAGGGAUUAUUUUUGGUUUUUCGUUGUAGUGCCAGGGUUCUACACGGGAAAGAAUGUAAUAUGAUUACACAGUCUGUAGUAUUAGAUUUCGGAAACUGUGUGUAUUUUAAAUAGAGUACUUGGUGACUGUUUGUUAAAAUGGUCAGGUUUUAAACAUUUAAGUAUGCUCUGGCCCUAUUCUAACGUAUAAACAUUCGAGCCACUUCAGGGUAUGACAUUGGCUUUAUCACUGUGAUGUGUGUAUUCAUUUAGCAUAAUAUUUAUUUAUCUUCAUUGCAUUGUGUUCAGUCUGCUUCUUUUCUCUUUGCUUGAUAUAAUUUACUGAUUUUAAAAAUAUUUUUUAAGUUUAUUUAUUUAUUUUAUCUUGAUUUGUUAAAAUUACAAGUCAAGAAAUAGGUAUUAUUUUUGCAAUGGUGACAUUGUCAGUUUUUGCGUUAGUUUUUAUGUCAUUGGUUUGUAGUUCAGUAUAGCUCUUGUGUAAUCCACAACCAAUUUUUGUUAUGCAUGUAUUGCAGUUAAAACCAUUUGUUUCAUAUAUAAAAUGUGCAAUUAGUGUUUUUCAUUAAAAAAAAAACCUUCCAGUAAUGGCAUAGACAGGCUUUGUAGAGGUGGUGAUAUUUUUAGUACACAAAGUAAAUCUCAAACCACCUUUCAAAGUAGUAAGCCAGUGUAAUACAGUGUACAUCUAGUAAUUGUUAAGUUAUUUCCACUUUAUAUAUUUUUAUAUACUUUUAUUUAUUUACUAGCAGGCUACCAACACCACUAUCAGUUACGUAAAUUUGGUCUCCACCUUUGUUUUUGUUUCAGUAAGAUGAUGACAUUAUUUUGAUAAAGUGCUAAAAUACAAUUAUGAACCUUUACUCAAAUGCUGAGCAUUUGGCAGCAUGUUAAUGUACAAAUGCAUUAUAUGCAUACGAAAAAUACCAUUGAAUAAUAAACAUAGUAAACUCCAAAGGGAGAGUAUACAUUACACAUUCUAAACUGUUGCUACAUUGUCUUUUUGUUGGCAUAGUAACGGACAAUGUGUAAUUUAAUAAUUUUUGAAAAUGCAUCAUAUUAGUACUGGCCUCCAAGGCUCAAAUCAGCCAGUUAAAAGUAUAAAAUUAAAAAGUUGGAUAAGAAUUUUAAAAUUCAGAUUUUUUAAACUACAUUAAUCCUGAGUUUAUGGUAUGUUAGACAUUUAAUUCCACACAAUUCCUGUUUAUGUAUUUCUGUUCUUUCUGUUUUUUUCUCGUGUCCGACAUUUCUAAACUUAUUUACUUUUAUAUGUUGAAUGUUUGCUUAUUGGGAAACAAAACGAUGGAUGUUUGUAAUAUUUUUGGGUUCAGCAAUAUUGUACUUAUAUUUGGAAAUUAAAAUAAAAGGCAUCAUAGACUUGUAUUUUAUGUUAUUUGUUUUAUUUAUAUAUGUAUAAAUAGUCUGUGAAUCAUUGUUGUAAAAAUUAAUUAAAAAUGAAAACCCAUACAGCGUACCAGUUAAAAUGCAUUGUUUGAGGGCAAUUGUCCUGCAGGAUUAUUUUGCAUUAAUAAGAAAUCGUGAAAUUGACAUCGGAGUAAGACGAAUAUGCUUUUUAUAGAAUUAAGAUAUUGAUUCAACAUGGGAAUAUUGUGCGAUUUGUAUUAUUAUUUAAGUUGUUUUAUUUGUAAAAUCAUUCAUAAUAUUAAACAGGUUUUAUGUUAACUGAAAAACAUGGUUUAUAAAAAAAAAAAAAUUGUCAAAUAUUUUGACGGUUUGGUAAUCAAGUUGAGAAUUCAGACAAAUUACAUUACAUACCAGAACAAAUUUGUGAUUAUGUAACCAGUUUUCAUCGUCUUUGCUUCCACUUAACUGAGAUUUGCAUUUCAAUGCAUGCUUAAGAAAUACGUCUGUAUGGUCCGCAACUAGUCCCUAAUGAAUAGCGCCUUAUAGUACAAACUGUAAAAUUAAAUGUUAGGUCCACUUUCCAUUAACACAUUUCCACACGUUUUAUUGUGUGCGUUUCUGUGCACAGAAAUGCUUUUUCAUAUUUGCAUUGUCUCGAGCAGAUUACUACAGAAAAUAUGACGUCAAAGUGUACUUUAAGCCAAAAUUAAAUAUUUCACAUGAUGUCGCCACCUUGAAAAAAAAAUGUGCAUGGAAAAAUCUCUUCCUUUUUUUUCUUUUUUUUUCGGAAUCACGUAUAUAGUAAAUGCUGUCAAUAAACUUGUGUGCGAAAUUGUGUUAAAUGGAAAGCUGGCUUUAACCAUUUUAGUUUAGUUUUGGAAGACAACAAGAAUGGUUGAGUGCUUGAAUACAUCUACAUACUUAUGUGUUAUUUUGAUUUUAUAUUUGAGGGGAAAUACUAGUAACUUAAAGAAGCAUCAUUGAGUGCUGGAAUAUAUUUACAUUAUUGAUAUUGGAAAUUGGUCGUCAAAAACUAUCAUCAGUCGGCUCAUGGUCUACAAGACUGACUCAUUGUAUACAAGACUUGGCGUAUUCCAUAAUAAAGAAGGGAUGUGCACAUACAGUAUUCACAUUUUCAGUAUCUCUAGCAAGUAAACAUUUGAAACUUUGAAAAAUAGAUGUUUUAAAUGUACUUGAUAAUUUCAAUUUGUUGUUACUUAUAAUCUUUGGUUAGUAUUCAAUAAUGACAUUGUGUAAGCAAAUGUGUUACUGGAAAUUGUAUUUGAAGAAUAAAAACUUGUGAAGUUUA
Messenger RNA from Gigantopelta aegis, 7136 nucleotides. Its product is annotated as cAMP-dependent protein kinase type II regulatory subunit-like. Bases 409 to 1434 code for a protein of 341 amino acids. Gene Ontology annotation, cellular component: cAMP-dependent protein kinase complex. NCBI's taxonomy places the organism in Eukaryota, Metazoa, Mollusca, Gastropoda, Neomphalida, Peltospiridae. Gene Ontology annotation, biological process: regulation of protein phosphorylation. The record is from RefSeq and is a predicted model, not a curated record. Gene Ontology annotation, molecular function: cAMP-dependent protein kinase regulator activity. The transcript has 16 exons.